Molecule: messenger RNA, 1972 nt
Organism: Musca domestica (house fly)
Lineage: Eukaryota; Metazoa; Arthropoda; Insecta; Diptera; Muscidae
Gene: odd
Product: protein odd-skipped
Exons: 2
Coding region: 318-1637 (439 amino acids)
Biological process (GO): embryonic hindgut morphogenesis; embryonic pattern specification; regulation of transcription by RNA polymerase II
Cellular component (GO): nucleus
Molecular function (GO): RNA polymerase II transcription regulatory region sequence-specific DNA binding; DNA-binding transcription factor activity, RNA polymerase II-specific
Source: RefSeq, a predicted model, not a curated record
UGAGUCUUGGGUAAGGAACUAACUUGAAUUCAGUUCACUACAACACUUUGAAGUGUACACAACACCAAGAAUCCAAAGAGAAGUUUAAGUUAGGAAAAAAUAAAAGAAAAUUUAACUAAAACUCGGAAAAUUGACAAAACGAAAUUUUACAAAUAAAAACAAAAUUUACGUAAAUUUUCAAACGGAAAACUAACGGAGAAAAUUUAAAGUGAAAAACCAAGUGUUGAAAUCAAAACGAAAAAAAAACAACAGCAGCAACAACAAAUAUUGGAAUACCAAAUAAAAACCAAAACAUACCAAAAAUAAAAACAACAAACAUGUCUUCAACCUCUGCCUCACCCAUCAGCAACAUCACCGUCGAUGAUGAAUUGAACAUCCGUGAAGAUUUCUCAGCGGAUUAUUUGAAUAUCAAAGAAGAACGCGAAAGCAGUCUAUCGCCCAUUCUCACACCGCCCCAUACGCCGACGGAUAUUUCUACAAUGCGUAGAAACAGUACCGGUUUGGCGUCUUCGUCGUCAGUUCCCAGCAGCAAAGACAGUGCCCUCUAUGAAAUGGAACAAUUGAGAUCUGCAGCCUCCAACUCUUCCCGCAGCUAUGUUUCCAUGAUGGAUAACCAAAUGCAACAGCAACAACAGCAUCAACAUCGCUUGUGGUUACAAAUGCAACAACAACAACAGCAUCAUCAUCAUCAACAACAACAGGUUCAUCCGGCCAUGCCUUAUCCUCCUGCUGCCAAUCAAUUUUUACAUGCCGCCGCUGUGGCUGCCGAUCCCUUGGCCGCCCAGCAUCAGGCUUUGCUCAUGAAUCAAUGGAUACGCAAUGCUGCUUUGUAUCAACAACAUGCUCAUCAUGCCCAUGCCCAUGGUCAUCAUCAUCAUGCCCAUGUCCAUGCCGCCGCUGCUGGUCAUCCAGCCAUGCAUGGCAUGCGCCCCUAUCCCGCCGGAGCCCUACAUGGCCUCCAUCCCGCUGCUGCUGCCCGUUUGGGAGCCUGUGCCGGUUUGCCACCCAUGAAACUGGGAGCAGCUUCAAAUGCCGCCGGUUCCCGUCCCAAAAAGCAAUUCAUCUGCAAAUACUGCAAUCGUCACUUCACCAAGUCCUACAAUUUGUUGAUCCAUGAGCGUACCCACACCGAUGAGCGUCCCUAUUCCUGUGACAUUUGUGGCAAGGCUUUCCGCCGCCAGGAUCAUUUGCGUGAUCAUCGCUACAUCCACUCCAAGGAGAAACCAUUCAAGUGCGGUGACUGCGGCAAGGGCUUUUGCCAGUCCCGCACCUUGGCUGUGCACAAAAUCACCCAUUUGGAGGAAGGACCACACAAGUGUCCCAUCUGCCAUAGGUCGUUUAAUCAGCGUGCCAAUCUCAAGGCCCAUUUGCAGAGCCACAGUGAGGGUCAGCUGGCCAACAGCAGCCUGAACAGCAGCGGUGACCUGAAAAGCGAAACUUCAACCCAGGAAUUGAAUACAAGUCAACCUGAAUCGUUGAACAACUCCAGCGAAGAAUUCUUGCAGCCCCUUUCCCAGCAACCCAUUUUGGAUUUAUCAGCCUCCAAUGCGGCCGCCACCACCACCACUCCCUCCUUGGCCAUUGUUAAGCCCAAACGCAGCCUGGGCUUUACCAUCGAUGAAAUCAUGAGCCGUUAAACGGUGCUUUGGGGGAAGGAAUCAUGGAUUUCCCUUUAAAACACUUUGAAUUGGAACCUAGCCAAGAUUCAAUGGCUUGUCUUUGUUCUUGUUCUACCCUUGCCAAGGCAACAGCUAGUGGGCUCACAUGGAAAUGGUUGGAAUCUGGACUUCGUGUCAUGUGAAGUCGGAGAAGUAAACACCAAGCCCGUUAUGGAAAGACACUGGGCGAAGGGUCUUUUUUUUUGGUUAGCAAAGAAAAACGAAAAAAAACAAUUGAAACGCAAAAGUGAAGUGGAUUCCAGUGAAGGUCAUCACGCACUUGGAGUUUAACAACAUUUUAUUAAAAAAAUGAA